AUGGGUUUGUUCAGUAAGGUUAAGGAAGUCGUCAGCAACAAGAGCAGCGGCGGCGACCUUGUUGACAAGGCUGAAAGCGUAGCUGGUAAGGACAAAGUAGAGAAGGCUAGAAAGACUGUUGGUGAUGACAAGUUCAGCAAGGGUGAGGACUUUAUCCGUAACAAGUUGAAUAACACUCACCUAGAUGAUGACAAAAAGGGAGGUAAGAGUGGUAAGAAUGGCGACUCCUACGGUGGUGGUGACGCCUAUGGUUCCUCUGGUAAGAACAAGGGCAGCUCCUAUGGUGAUGACUCUUACGGUGGCAGCUCCUCUGGUAAGAACAAGAGCAGCUACGGUGACGACUCCUACGGUGGUGGUGACACCUACGGUGGUAGUUCCUCCGGUAAGGGUAAGAGCUCCUACGGUGACGAUUCUUACGGCGGAGGCGACACAUAUGGUUCCUCCGGCAAGGGAGACACCUACGGCUCUUCCGGUAAAGGUAAGAGCUCCUACGGUGACGACUCCUACGGUGGUAGUUCAUCCGGUAAGGGUGACACCUAUGGCUCCUCCGGUAAGAACAAGAGCAGCUACGGUGACGACUCUUACGGUGGUGGUGACACCUACGGUUCCUCCGGUAAGGGUAAGAGCUCAUACGGUGAUGACUCCUACGGUGGUAGCAACGCAUAUGGUUCCUCCGGCAAGGGCGACACCUAUGGCUCCUCCGAUAAGGGCAAGAGCUCCUAUGGUGACGAUACCUACGGUGGUAGUUCCUCCGGUAAAGGCAAGAGCAGCUACGGUGACGACUCUUACGGUGGUGACACUUACGGUUCCUCCGGUAAGGGCGACACCUAUGGCUCCUCUGGUAAGAACAAGAGCAGCUACGGUGACGACUCUUACGGUGGUGGUGACACUUACGGUUCCUCCGGUAAGGGCGACACCUAUGGUUCGUCCGGUAAAGGCAAGAGCUCAUACGGUGAUGACUCCUACGGUGGUAGCAACACAUACGGUUCCUCCGGUAAGGGCGACACCUACGGCUCCUCUGGUAAGAACAAGAGCAGCUACGGUGACGAUUCUUACGGUGGUGGUGACACAUACGGUUCCUCCGGUAAGGGAGACACCUACGGCUCCUCCGGUAAAGGCAAGAGCUCUUAUGGCGAUGACUCCUACGGUGGUGGCGACGCAUUCGGUUCCUCCGGUAAGGGUAAGAGCUCAUACGGUGACGACUCCUACGGUGGUGGCGACGCAUUCGGUUCCUCCGGUAAGGGUAAGAGCUCAUACGGUGACGACUCCUACGGUGGUGGCGACACAUUCGGUUCCUCCGGUAAGGGUAAGAGCUCAUACGGCGACGACUCCUACGGUGGUAGUAACACCUAUGGUUCUUCCGGUAAAGGCAAGAGCAGUUAUGGCGAUGAUGACAACCUUGGUUCCACUGGCGGCUACGGUGGUGGUAGUGACAACUACGGCGGUAGCGGCGGCUAUGGCUCCUCUGGUAGGGGUGGUGGCAGCAACUGGUGA
Zygosaccharomyces rouxii is the source of this 1494-nucleotide messenger RNA. It is a transcript of the gene DDR48, whose product is annotated as DNA damage-responsive protein 48. The record is from RefSeq and is a predicted model, not a curated record. Lineage: Eukaryota; Fungi; Ascomycota; Saccharomycetes; Saccharomycetales; Saccharomycetaceae. Bases 1 to 1494 code for a protein of 497 amino acids. The transcript has a single exon.